This is a messenger RNA of Triticum turgidum subsp. durum (durum wheat), 1101 nucleotides long. Lineage: Eukaryota; Viridiplantae; Streptophyta; Magnoliopsida; Poales; Poaceae. The record is from the annotation of a GenBank genome assembly.
AUGGAUGAGCGACGGAUGGUCACGUCCGCCAUUGUAGCUGAAGAAGAAACAAGGACACAUGUGAUCAAGAUAGAUAGGUACUCAACAAUCAAGGAGUUGCUCAAGGUUGGCAAGUAUACAACAUCUAUCCCUUUCAUUGCCGGAGAUCAUAACUGGGUUGUGAGGUAUUUCCCAAACGGUAACACAUACGCAGAUAAUUACGCACCUGGGCACGUAUCUGUUUAUCUGGUUCUUGAUUCGGCUGGUGCCACAGAUGUGAAGGCAAAAUUCACCUUCAGUGUUCUUGACAAGGGUGGAGAACCAGUGCCUUCAUACAUCAAAACUGUGACACCACAUAUCUUCCCAAGCAAAGGUUCGGAUUGGGGUUUUGCUAAUUUUAUCAAGCAGAAGGAUUUGAAGGGAUCAGUUCAUCUAAACAGUCUCAGAAUCAGGUGCGAUGUCACUAUUGUGAAGAUCCGCAGCGAAGAGACGCAUACAAAUCAGUUUGUUGUGGUUCCUCCAAGCAACUUGCAUCGCCAGCUUGGCGACCUCCUGAAAAGCAAGGAUGGAGCAGACGUGGCCUUUCGAGUCGGCGGCGAGAUAUUCUCGGCUCAUAGGUCCGUGCUCGCUGCUCGUUCACCGGUCUUCAAGGCGGAGCUCUUUGGCACCAUGAGGGAGAGAGCUGGCGAUCCGAUAGAAAUUCAUGAUAUUGAAGCUGAUGUGUUCAAGUCCUUGCUCCAUUUCAUCUACACGGACUCACUCCCUGAGAGCACUCAUCAAGGUGCAACACAGGAAGAUGUAGUGACAGCUAGCCAUCUGCUUGUAGCGGCGGACAGGUACGACAUCGAGAGGCUGAAGCUGACAUGCGAGGAUAAAUUGUGCAAUCAUAUUGACCUCAACAUGGUUGCGACUAGUUUGGCUCUUGCCGAGCAGCAUAACUGCCAUGGACUCAAGGAGGCUUGCUUUGGGUUCCUUGCUUCUCCUUCAAAUUUGGAGGCAAUGAUCGGAAGUGAUGGUUACCAACAUCUCAAAAGCAGUUGCCCGUCUACUCUCAAAGAGCUCAUUGCUAGACUCUUGCCUGCUGAACUGAUGGCAGCCAAGGAUAUUGUCAGGUCAAUUUGA